Molecule: messenger RNA, 590 nt
Organism: Rhodamnia argentea
Lineage: Eukaryota; Viridiplantae; Streptophyta; Magnoliopsida; Myrtales; Myrtaceae
Product: non-specific lipid-transfer protein 13-like
Exons: 2
Coding region: 36-395 (119 amino acids)
Biological process (GO): lipid transport
Cellular component (GO): membrane
Molecular function (GO): lipid binding
Source: RefSeq, a predicted model, not a curated record
GACCACUUACGCCAGGACAAAAUUAACUUUCACCUAUGCCUCCUAUGUCGCACGUUGUCCGAACUCUGCUCGUAGCGCUCUUAGUUUCGGCCUCGGCCGCCGCUUCCAGCCACCCAACUUGCAAGUAUGUGGAAGAGUACUUCCCCGACUGCUUGGAUUUUCUCGUGGGGACUUACUACAUCCCACCUCGGCGAUGCUGCAGGAGCGUUGGGGCUCUCAACUACAUGGCGAAUCACUUGAUGGGUCCGCAAGUGAUUUGCCAGUGCAUCGAGGCGAUGGUGACACGAACGAAUCCUCCGCUGAUGGCCUCCCGGAUCGAGUCUCUUCCUAAGUACUGCGCCACCCACCUCAGCUUCCCCAUUUCCACCGCCAUGGAUUGCUCUAGGGUUGGCUAGGAGGAUAAUUCAGGAGCCUGUUCAGGUGGAUUCAGCAAGAACUGGUCCUGACAGAGAGAAGAAUUUGGGGGGUCUCGACUUGUAGUAUUCAUAAAUUGAAGAAUAAUUGACUUGUGGCUACUUUAUGUCAUGGGAAUAAAUUUGAUGCAGUGGAAUUUAACUUGAUAUUGAACAAUUCAGCUGAUCUGUAAGAUA